Molecule: messenger RNA, 1117 nt
Organism: Caenorhabditis elegans
Lineage: Eukaryota; Metazoa; Nematoda; Chromadorea; Rhabditida; Rhabditidae
Gene: C25E10.12
Product: UPF0046 protein C25E10.12
Exons: 5
Coding region: 2-847 (281 amino acids)
Molecular function (GO): hydrolase activity
Source: RefSeq, marked reviewed
AAUGUCGGACAACUAUGUCCUCGUUGAUCCGUUAUCUUCAAAACCUAUAGAUUGUUGGAAGAAAUAUGUGAAACAAGGACGAGUUUGUGAACCAAUAAAGCCUAUGAGAUUAGACACACCAAUAUUCGAAAACAAAGUUCGAUUUGUUUGCAUUUCAGACACUCAUGAGAAAUUGCAUGAGAUUCUUCCGUACAUUCCUGAUGGCGAUGUUCUCAUUCAUUCUGGUGACUUUACAAAUUGUGGAGACAUUGGAGAAGUGAUCAAGUUUAAUGCGGAAAUUGGAUCCCUGCCACACAAACAUAAAAUAGUAAUUGCUGGAAAUCAUGAGCUCGGUUUUGAAGACGGUGAAGAAAUGAGUGAACGUCAACUGGCAGGCCUUAACAUGCUCGGAAUCAAUAAAGCCUAUGAACUUCUCUCGAAUUGUACAUACCUCUGUGAUAAAUCAUAUGAAGCAUAUGGACUCAAAAUAUAUGGAGCACCAUGGCACUCGAUGCCAGGAUACUCAUUUUUCCGUCAGAGAGGACAAAAAAUUCUUCACAAAUGGAAUCAAAUCCCCGCGAAAAUUGAUGUUCUAAUGACCCAUACACCUCCACUUGGACAUGGUGAUUUUAAUGCCUGGGACAAAAUGGAUGGAAUCCUUUGUGGAUGUGCAGAACUUUUGAACACUGUCGAGCAACGUGUAAAACCAAAAUAUCACGUGUUUGGACACGUUCAUCAAAAGCAUGGUGUGACUACGAAUGGAGAAACAACAUUCAUCAAUGCAGCACUUUGUGAUCAUAAGCUUCGAAGUGCAUAUGAUCCAAUCAUUUUUGAUAUUCCAUUGCCCCCAGGAAAAACUAAACAAUAAGCUUGUACAUCUCCAAAAAGCUUUACUCUUUUUUAUUUCAUCCCUCUGUUGCAUUUUGAUUUUAUUCUUGUUCCGUACUGUUUCUCACUUCUGAGUCGCCUUGAUCAACGAAUGUUCCUUUCAAUUGUGUAUCAUUAGCAAUUGUAUUUGUGUGUUUGUGUGACCCGAAAUGCUUUUAUACCGGUCUUCCUCACUUUGGCAUUUCUUUUACUGUUUCUUCCCGUGUUUAGUGACCUGAUGUUAUCCAAUAAAUGUACAUAAAACAGCGAA